AUGGGGCUCCAGUUAGCCAAUCAGCUUUCGGCCCCUUCCAGCGCCAUCUGGGUUCUAAUUGGAUCCGAUCACUACUGGAAGGUCGUCACCGGAAGCACCGUGCGAUUCUCGAAAGACCUGGUAGCAGUAGAAACUUUGUUCGGGUGGACGGUGCAGGCCGCUUUUCGCUUCAUAUCCGCGAAUAAGCGAUCCAACGAUACAGAUGGCACUGUUCUUCAAGAAUUUCGUGCGGCUGCUAAGCUUUGCGGCGGUCGAUAUGUUGUGCGGUUCCCAAGAGAUCCAGGCAAAAGCUUCUUACUGGGUGACAACAAGGCCCUAGCCGUACAGAGACUCCAAAGGAUAACGAAAAAAUUGCUCUCCGACGAAGCAGUUAUGGAUGAGUACGACUCAACGAUACGACAGUACCUGAAGAACGAUCAUGCCGAGCGAGUGCCUGACCCUGCAGUUGUUUCAGGACCACUGUACUACAUGGCUCAUCAUGCAGUCAUUCGUAGAGACCGAGAGACAACGAAGGUUCGGAUAGUGUUCGAUGCCUCAUCAAAGGCUCCCGGUUGUCUCUCGCUCAACGAAACGCUUCAUGCUGGGCCAAACUUGAGCCCGGACGUCCUGGAACUUCUGCUACAAUUUCGAGCCUUUCGAAUUGCUGUAACAGCGGACGUUGAAAAGGCGUUUCUGCAGAUCCUGUUGGAAGAGGCUGGCAGAGAUUGGUUACGCUUCCUUUGGUACUCGACGACUCCAAAGAACGGCGAACCUUUACCAUCAGUUGAGACUUGGAGGGUGACGCGUGUCCCUCUCGGUGCCAAGUCGAGUCCAUUUCUGCUAGCAGCCACCACACGUCAUCACUUACAGUCUGUAGAGGCAACGUAUACUCCGACUGAUACUCUGACUGCUUCUCUACUUGCGUCACACUUUUACGUCGACGACCUAGUUGUCGGGUUGGACACUGUUGAAGAGGCGCUAACGCUAUACCAUCAGGCACGACAGAUCCUUCGAGAGGCCGGGUUUCUCGACAUUGCAGGGUUUCCAAAGGAUCUUGGGUGCAUCGAUUGUACACACGUGUGUGUCAAACCUCCUAAGCGUGAGCUCCGUGCAGCCUAUCGCAACAGGAAGGGCCUCUAUUCAGUGAAUGUGCAAGCAAGAUACAAGAAGAAGAGCCACAGGAGUCAGGAGUGCGAGACAUGCCUUCCGGGGUUUCAGUACGAGACUGCCUGGUGGCACGGGUCUUCACAUAACUCAAGAAAUGCUCAACAGCUUCCAGAGUGUCCCAUCGUACAGUGA
Molecule: messenger RNA, 1278 nt
Organism: Ornithodoros turicata
Lineage: Eukaryota; Metazoa; Arthropoda; Arachnida; Ixodida; Argasidae
Exons: 4
Coding region: 1-1278 (425 amino acids)
Source: RefSeq, a predicted model, not a curated record